AACGGACUACCCGGUGAACUUUGAUUACUUUAUUAAAAUUGACGAGUUCAUUAGACGGACCAUCGAUGCACGGAUGUGCGGUGUUAUUCGUAGUAAAUAAUAAAUCAAGUGGUGAUUGUGAGACGUCGAACACGUGCUGCGAACGCGGUAUCCUUACACCAAUUUCGUUACCGAUAUUGUUGUUGCUUUAAAAGGAUACCAAGUUAUCACCCAAGUGCCAAGUGUAAACCCACGACACCAAUUGGAUUACGCACCGUCCCAUCGAUCUACACCCACAUAUGAUCAAUGUUGUGUUAAUUGUGAUUAACUCUAUAUACAACGACCUCUAAUCGUCGUCAGACGUCGUACGGACAAAUCGCGAAUCGGCCAACAUGCUCGUCGACGAAAUGCCUCGCAGUUUCGUCAAACGAAACAACAGCUACAGCCAUUGUCCUUUGAAAAAACGGCCCGUCCACGUUAUGCUGGCCGAAGAUGCCGCCGCCUCUUCCGAGUCCAUCAAAGAAGAAAUCGUCGAGGAGGUGAUAGUGGACGAUAUCCCGGAGCCAGAGAAUCUCAGCACAAAACCUGAGGAUCUGAGUCGAACGGCAGAGAAGCUAAACCAGAUCAGGAACACCUCGAAUAUCGCGACCUCUUGGCACCAAUCGGCGGGUCCAAGAUCCCCGGGAAUCGCGAGCACGGCUUUAUCCCGACGCUCGGCUUCCCCGAGGCCGAUAACGAGGUCGCCAUCCCCUGUCGCCCAGCUUCCGACGCAGGCGGCGUCGGUCCAGAGCCACCACCACGAGCAGCAUCGCAACGGUCACAACGCCAGCACCCACCACCACCACCACCAUCAUCAUCAACAGCAACAGCAACACCAACAGCAUCAGCACCAGCACCAACAACACCAACAGCAGCAUAUCUAUCCUGUAAAGACGCUCACCCCGCCGGCCGGAAUCGCGCCGCUUCACCCCGUGGCAAAAAAGGCGCGAGUCGAGGUGAUACAGCACGACAAUUCUCCUUCGGCACCGACGCCGUCAGCCCCCGUCCACUUCAUGGCGAGCGGCGUCGCGGCGCCCCUGGAACCCCUGAACCUCAACACCCCGGUCGAGCCUCUGGCGCGAUACGCGGCGACGCCCGCCUGGGCGAGAGCAGCGCCUCUCUUCCCGCCGCACUACCUUCCCUAUCCGGCGUAUCGCUACCCGGGGACGGAUCUCUACCCGGCGUAUCCGGUGGCCGCUGGUUACUCCCAUUCGUCGCCCGAUCAUCCCUCGGCGUCGCCUCCACCCCACACGGUUCUCACCUGUCCUACGAUCCCGAGGCCGGUGGCGAGUCGGAGCUACGCGCCCUGGGCGAGUCCGGACCACUGCGGCCUCUCGCCGACGAGCUCGCUGGGCUCCGGAUCUCUCAGGUCACCGCCCCCCGUCUCGCCGGAGGACCUCUCGUCACCCGGAAGCGACAGCGGAAGAUCCUCCGCCGGAAGUACGUCGGCAGGGCCGAUCGGGGGCGGCCAGAAGCACGAGAAGGGAUCGUCGACUUCGCCUCGUCACAACUGCCUCAACUGCGGCAAGUCGUACUCGACGUAUUCGGGGCUCUCGAAGCACCAGCAGUUCCACUGCGCGGCGGCCGAGGGUCAGGCAAAGAAGUCCUUCUCCUGCAAGUUCUGCGAGAAGGUAUACGUCAGCCUCGGCGCCCUCAAGAUGCACAUACGGACCCACACUCUGCCCUGCAAGUGUCAUCUCUGCGGCAAAGCCUUCUCCAGGCCGUGGCUGCUCCAGGGUCACAUCAGGACUCACACGGGCGAGAAACCCUUCCGGUGCCAGCACUGCGGACGCGCUUUUGCCGACCGUAGCAACCUCAGGGCCCACCUGCAGACCCACAGCGACAUCAAGAAGUACUCCUGCUCCUCCUGCGGAAGGACAUUCAGCAGGAUGUCCUUACUGACCAAGCAUCAGGAGGGCGGAUGCUCCGGCGUCACCGUGAACACCGCUUAAGACCGCGCUGACAACGUGACGCCGGCAUCGUCGGGGAGAGAAGAGACGGCUGACGAUGAGUAUCGUUGACUGAGUAUCGUGCUAUCCCGAUCCGGGGGAUACGCGCAACAGUGCCUUAAUCUUAAUAAUUGCGGGGACCGAAAGACGGAGAGUGAUUU
Diprion similis is the source of this 2128-nucleotide messenger RNA. Its product is annotated as transcriptional repressor scratch 2-like. Gene Ontology annotation, biological process: regulation of DNA-templated transcription. The coding region runs from base 372 to 1970 and encodes 532 amino acids. The record is from RefSeq and is a predicted model, not a curated record. NCBI's taxonomy places the organism in Eukaryota, Metazoa, Arthropoda, Insecta, Hymenoptera, Diprionidae. Gene Ontology annotation, molecular function: RNA polymerase II cis-regulatory region sequence-specific DNA binding; DNA-binding transcription factor activity, RNA polymerase II-specific. The transcript has 2 exons.